This is a messenger RNA of Triticum turgidum subsp. durum (durum wheat), 495 nucleotides long. The record is from the annotation of a GenBank genome assembly. Lineage: Eukaryota; Viridiplantae; Streptophyta; Magnoliopsida; Poales; Poaceae.
AUGGGCGCCUUGGAUCAUCUGUCCCGUCUGUGUAACUUCACACAUACAAGGGAAGCCAUCAGGAUCAAGAAAAGGCGGCCACUGACGACGGUGAACAUCAAGGUGAAGAUGGACUGUGAUGGCUGCGAGAGGAGGGUCAAGAACGCCGUCAAAUCGAUUCGGGGUGUAACGACGGUGGUGGUGAAUCGCAAGAUCAACAAGGUGACGGUGACGGGGUACGUGGAGCCUCGCAAGGUGCUGGCGAGGGUGAAGAGAACUGGGCCUGGUCCGCAACGUGCCGCAGGCCAUGGCCGACCCGGCCGCGCCGGAGGUCAAGUACAUGAACAUGUUCAACGACGAGGACGUUACCGCUUGCACCGUCAUGUGAUUCGAUCAUAUCAUAUUAGCAUCUGCACUCCGGCCAUCUGCACCCAGCCACGACGACAUGCCGAGAUUACUACUGUAGAUAUAUCGGUGUUCUCGCAGCGCUGGGGAAGAAUGAUACCAAGAAGAUGA